Molecule: messenger RNA, 1203 nt
Organism: Gossypium arboreum
Lineage: Eukaryota; Viridiplantae; Streptophyta; Magnoliopsida; Malvales; Malvaceae
Product: protein MODIFIER OF SNC1 11
Exons: 6
Coding region: 242-883 (213 amino acids)
Biological process (GO): poly(A)+ mRNA export from nucleus
Cellular component (GO): nucleus
Source: RefSeq, a predicted model, not a curated record
UAAAAACAAUAUUUGUACUAAAUUUAAAAUUGAUCCAACUAAUCAACCAAAAAAAAAAAAAAAAAUCUCAAUCUGUACAAACCGAAUUUAGCAAGGCCGGCAGCUCUCAUAAGGGAAAAUAUCGCAACGCUUUCCCAUUUAUCGCAAAGAAAAAGAUACGGCGAGCCUCUUCCUCGGCCCUUCUAUAUUCUUUCACGUAACCCUACUUACCUACCAACCAGCCAACCAGCCAACUAAUCCGAUGGCAGCCACCACCCAGAAACCCGUCGCCGUCGCAACCUCCACCCCCACCCCCACGACUCCUGCAUCCGUCACUCUCGCCGCCAUUUCAUCUGCAGAACCAAACCCUAAGAAGAUCGUGUCAUCCUCCUCGGAUAAGUCUGAUCCUCCUAAUGCUGAAGGAUCUCUGAAGGAGAGUGGGGGUUCGAAGACCACCGGGACUACUGUGGGCUCGGUCGUCGGGGAUGAAAGCGGUCCCGUUAACGAUAUCCAGAAGAAGAUUCGCCGAGCUGAGCGGUUCGGCGUACCUGUACAGUUGUCCGAGCAAGAGAAGCGUAAUUCUAGGGCCGAGAGGUUUGGCACUGCACCCAGGCCAAAGGGAUCAGAAGCAUCGAAGCAAUCAGAGGAGGUGAAGAGGAAGGCUAGAGCUGAGAGGUUUGGGCUUGCUGUACCCUCUACAACUGUUGAUGAGGAAGAGAAAAGGAAAGCUCGUCUUGCCCGAUUUGCACCAUAUUCCAAACCUGACACCAUUGAAGGAGAAAAAAGAAAAGCAAGGGCAAUCAGGUUUUCUGAUCCCCUGUCAACUUCUUUAGCACAGGUAAAUCACAAGGGGAAUAUUGAACCAGAGGCUCCUGUUGCUGGAAAGGCUGUUGGAGGACUCUAAAUAGAAAUUACCAUAGUUAGAAGUUUGGAAGGCGUUUUACAGUGUCUAUUCAUUUGGUGAGGCCGAUUGGAAUCAACAACCACCUGGAGUGUUAACCUCCCUUAAAUCUUACAAAAAGCAUUAGAAAUUCUGGAGUAAUGGCUAUAAAUUUUCUACUUUCCCGGUUAGAUAAUUUAGUUGAGAAAGUAUGGGGGUGGUUAUUAGAUUCAUCCUAACAAUUAAUGAGUUUAUUUAUUUGCUGUUGUAACAAUUGGGCAGCAUCUUAUACUGUUUUAAGUUGCAUAAUAUGAUCAAGUGUGAGACAGCAGUAGUAUUCAAAA